Messenger RNA from Ochlerotatus camptorhynchus, 666 nucleotides. RefSeq lists its product as uncharacterized. The record is from RefSeq and is a predicted model, not a curated record. Lineage: Eukaryota; Metazoa; Arthropoda; Insecta; Diptera; Culicidae. Bases 1 to 666 code for a protein of 221 amino acids. The transcript has a single exon.
AUGCAGCUACUCAAGUCCGAGGCCGACGACAUAAUUACCUAUGGCGGAAAAGUCAACAGGGCAUGUGAAGAGUUCGAGUUCCAGAAUUUGAAGAUUGAUCACUUCAAGUGCUUGAUUUUCGUCUGUGGUCCCAAAGCACCACGCUAUGCGGACAUUCGAGCAAGGCUUCUAUCCCGGAUUGAAGGUGAAACGGCUGAUGCUCCGGUGACAAUUCAAACUCUAAUCGACGAGUUCCAGCGGCUCGUCAACAUCAAGUCGGACACUACGAUGAUCGAACAUCCAUCAAGUUCGAAGAAUUCGGUCCAUAGCAUUUCGGAGAAGAAACCCAGAAACCAGCAUCGUCCACUGAAAACUGAAAGCAAGUCCACUCCUCGUACUCCAUGCUGGCAGUGUGGUCAGAUGCACUACGUCCGUGACUGUCAAUUUUCUGAUCAUCUCUGCAAGGUAUGUAACCGCAUCGGUCAUAAAGAAGGCUACUGUAGCUGCAUCAAGAAGUCUUCAAGCGACUCUUCAACUCAACCUCGAGAGAAGAAGCAGUUCCAGAAGAAGGCCGGUCCCAGAUAUCAAGCCAAGGGAAUUUUCGUGAAGCACAUCGCAAACAGCAACCGGAAACGCAAGUAUGUGACCAUCAACAUCAACGGUGUCACAACUGGAUUCUGCAAGUGA